Cucumis melo (muskmelon) is the source of this 6855-nucleotide messenger RNA. RefSeq lists its product as uncharacterized. The record is from RefSeq and is a predicted model, not a curated record. Bases 4202 to 5860 code for a protein of 552 amino acids. Lineage: Eukaryota; Viridiplantae; Streptophyta; Magnoliopsida; Cucurbitales; Cucurbitaceae. The transcript is spliced from 10 exons.
AAACGAAAAGUUGGGGAAAAGCCGACGAAAACGAAAAGGGUGAACGCCGUCCUCCGCCUAACCAGUCUCUUUGGGUGCUGCCGCUAUCCUCCGGAGCCGCCGCCCUUAACUUUUCCGCUGGGGUUUUACUUUUUCAUGGGAUUCUGAGUUCUUCCAUCCACAUCCAGAAUCAAGAUUCCUCUCUCGAAGGUAUCUUUCCUCAGGUUAGGGCUUACGUUCUUCCCUUCUCUCAACACUCUUUCCCUUGUUCAAAAUUUUUUAACCUCUGUUGUUCUGUUGUUGCGUAUGAAUGAACAGAGUGGGGGUUCUGGGUAAUGCUUGCAAGCUUAUUAAAAGAAAAUAUUUUUAUAAAUAUACUUUUCCUUCGAUUUUCAAAUGGAAGGAAAUGUACCCCAAGUCCCUUGCACUUUUGUUCACUCCAAGAAAAAAAAUAACAGGAUAUAAAAGAAUUUGGUGUAGCCAAGCUCUGUCCCAUCGACUGAAUUCAAGUUGUCAUUAAUAUAUAUUAUGGUCACUUCUUCAUCAUAAAGAAAAACCCUAAUUUAUUAACCUCCUUCAGUUGCACUGUGCAACUUCAACUACCACCAUUAAGGCAAAGCAACCACAUCAUUUAAGCCACAAACCUUAUAAUUCCACCAAUUAAAUUUACAUAAACACACUUUCCCACAGCUUCUUUUUCUUCUUCUUCUUCUUCUUUUUUUUUUUCUAAAGACAAAAAAGAACUUAUUUUCCAUAUGGACAACAAAUACACCAACAAUAAUCGUCCCGACCUGAGCUCCUCCGACGACAGCCUCGACUCCACCGGCAUGAGGACCGCCGAUACCUUGCUCCGCCUUGUUCCGAUGGGGCUCUGCAUCGCUGCGCUUAUUGUCAUGCUCAGGAACUCUGACGCCAACGAUUAUGGCUCUAUCGCUUAUUCAGACCUCAGUGCUUUCAAGUAUGUUUAUUUUUUUUAAUGUAUAUGUGGGAAAAAAAAGAACUUUUUUUAUUUUUAUUUUAUUUUACUUUUUAAAUUAGGAUUUUAUUUUUCCUUAGAACCAUGGUUUGCUUUCUUACUAUUUUUUUUUUCUUUUAAAUUUUCAAAAUUUUGUUUCCUUUAUUAGAAAAUAACCAAUAAUGAUUAGAGGAAAGGGAGGGGUGAGUUUUGUUUUUUGUUUUUCUUUUCCUUCUUUUUCUAAUAUUUUAAAUUAUUACUUGUUUCUACGCAAUGUAAUUCUUUUUUUUCUUGAGGCCUUCACUUUUUUUCUUUUUUAAAAUAAUACAUAUGAAUUGCUUGAUCAAAUUUUUAUAGUUUUAAAAUUUUGCUUCGCUUGUUAAUUAGACCACCGUAGAAAUAAAUAGUAUAUGUAAGUUUAAAUAAUUUUCAAUAUAUAUAACAAAAAUAAAUAGCUUCUUAGUUUGGACACUUUUACGUUCUAGCUAUUAUAAGUUUCUAAAAAUUGAGAUAAAAAACGCUCACCAUCAUCGCUGGGAGUAGUCACUUAAAGAGUGAGAGGUUUGAUGAUGACUAUUUAGGGGUUGCUCACUAUCACCACUGGCUUAGUCUCAAAACUAUCUCAAUGAACAAGAGGGUGUCAGAGGGAGGCGACAGAGCCAUUCUUUCGGCUCUUUCAGUCUCCAUUGGAAGGAAUUAGAGACAAGGAACUCGACAAAGAAGUUGAGUCAUCUCGGCUACCAGAUUUGAGGUAGAAAUUUCGUCUGAAAUGAAAUGAAAAUUAAAAUUAAAUGGGAAAACUGAAAUUGAUAAAUAAAAGGGAUCUUUUAAAAAAUAUAACGAAGUGACAAAAUAUUUAUAUUAUAGAACAAUUCUAAGAACUGAAAAAUACCAAAAAUGUCUCGUCAACCAACACGCGUAAUAUAUUUAUUAUCAUUUAAUUUGGUGACACGAGCGUUUAAUCAGGUUACACUAUUGUUUAGAUUUGGAUACACACCUAAAUCUAAAAGACUUUUUUUUCUUCUUCAAAAUUUGGUAUAUGACCGUUUAGAUUUGACUAAAAGAUUUCUUUUCAAGAUUAUUUUGGUAUGCUGAUCGUUUAGAUUUGUUUAUUUUUUUUUCAAAUUUUUUUUUGUUACAGAAACGUUUAUGACUAAACAAUAUUUUCAAAAUUCCUUUUAUAUACGAUUUUUUAGAUUUAAUUACUCUCAAAUCUAAACGAAGUAAAAAAAUCUAAACGAAGUAAAAAGGAAUAGGAGAAGAAGAAAGACGAUGCAUAUAACUAAAAAAAAGAAAGAAAAGGAAAAAAAGAAAGAUGAUACACGAAAAAAAGUGAAACGAAGAAAGACGAAUUUGAAUUUUAUUACCCGAAUCGAAAAUAUUUUGAUAGUUUGUUAUAAUUACAAGAGAAAUAAAAUAAAUAGCAAUGAAAUAAAAGAAAGGGGUGAUUAUAUUGGGAAAUUGCCAAAAAUAGGUUAAAAAAAGAGAUUUAAAUGAAUUUUGGGACAAAUUUUCAAAAGAAAGACUUUUAGGACAAUUUGGGUGUGAAUAGACAAAAAUGCCCUUCCUUUCCUUUCCCUCUUCCACGUUGCUUUCCCUUCUCUCCACCAUCGAUUCCUUCUCUUUCGCGUAUAGUUCCCUUUCCCUUCUCUUUUCUUUCGUGUAGAACACCUGAACCUACUCCGGCCAUCGUCACUUGCCCAUCGUCACUUGCCCAUCGUCGCUUGCCCAUCGUCGCUUGCCCAUCGUCGUUUGCCCUUCGUCGCUUGCCCUUCGUCGCUUGCCCUUCGUCGCUUGCCCUUCGUCGGUCGUUGUCCAGUGCAUUUCGUCGCUCCUAUUCGGACCAUUCAAUCAACUUCGAGCGUCUUAUUUAGGUUCUUAAGUUCAAAUCAAUUUUUGAAGAUACAAAAGUACUUAAGGUAGUUUAAGGAUGGCACAUGUUCGGAUUUUAGUGCGUCACGGUGGUGAAUGGGAUGAGGGACGAAGAAAAUAUGAAGGAGGAAUGUUAAAAGGCAUUGUUGUCCCUAAAGAAAUAACACACAAAGAUUUACAGUCUGAACUAUAUGACCUUGCAGAAGUUGACCCUACAAAGUUCGACAUAAAGAUAAGAUGUAUAUAUGAGAUCAAAGGGGAAAAGGAAGCUCCUCCAUUUGAGUUAAGCAAUGACCGUGAUUUGAAGUUUUAUAUUCUUAGUGAAAAUCCAUUGGAGGUCCCCCUAUACCUAUCGUUUGAGCCUACAAGCAAUCGAAGCAUGAAAGUGUUAAACAAAGAUUACAAUUCAGUAUCUGGGAGCAACCAAGUUCAAAAUUUAAACCCUCAUCCUCCUCCAAUUGGAAUGGAUAGAUUAGAUGAGAAUGAAGUUGAUAUUGGUGAAGUUGAGGGUGGCUUGUGUCAUAACAUGAUAGGGACCAAUUCGGCUAUAUGGGAAUCAUAUGAGUCAUAUCAUUCAAUAGAUGAUACUUUUACAUUGGAGUCAGUUGAGAUGUACAAUGAAUUGUUUGACAUCCCAGAACAAAGAGAUGCUCCUACAAAAGAUUGCAAAGGAAAAGGUAAAGUUGACUACAGGUCCUCUAGUCGGAAGUUGAAGACAAAAGGAAGUGGCUGGUCGGAAGAAAGCUCUACAAGUGAAGAGUUGGAUGUAGGACAAAUAUUUUUUUGCAAGAGAGAUUUGUCAAUGAGAUUAAGUGUGUUGGCAAUGAAAAAUUUUUUUCAGUUUGUAGUAAAAAAGUCUACAAAAGAGGUUCUUUUCGUUAGAUGCAUCGACAACAAGUGUGGUUGGAGAUUGCGAGCGGUUAGACUGAAGGAUUCAAAUAUAUUCAAGAUUAAAAAGUAUGUGAAAGUUCAUUCAUGUUCUCUUGAGUUUUUGAAUCGUGACCAUAGGCAAGCAAAAUCUUGGGUUGUUGGAGAAUUAAUAAAGUCCAAAUUCAAGGGGCUCGGUCGCAUAUACAAACCACGUGAUAUCAUAGAAGACAUGAGGCAAGACUAUGGCAUAAAUAUGAGUUAUGAGAAAGCAUGGCGUGCCAGAGAAAAUGCAUAUGAACGAGUGCGAGGGUCUCCUGAAGAGUCAUAUAAUCUUUUGCGUAGAUAUGGUGAAGCACUCAAAUUUACAAAUUCAGGUACAAUAUUUCACAUGGAACUCGAAGAUGAUCGUUUCUUUAAAUAUCUUUUUAUGGCUGUUGGUGCAUGUGUUAGAGGAUUCUUAAAUUGCAUUAGACCGGUCAUAGUCAUGGACGGAACAUUUCUUAAGAACAAAUAUCGGGGCUGCAAAUGUUCGAAAAAACAAUUUUUGGUCCAUUGCUGAAUGUGAACAUGGUAUUCAACGGCCAGUUGAUCCAUCAUUUCUUGCUGAGGCAGAUACCUGAAGACGGUAACGCAGAUGGAAUCUGUUUCUCGGUUUUAGGGAAGAACGUCCGUUUUACCCAAAAGGAAUUCAACAUCAUAACUGGAUUGUGGCCAACAAACAAUCCAUUGGAGAAAGAUUGCGAUAGCAAGCGACUACAAAGUCUUCUAUUCGGAUCAGAAAAUAAGAAAGUAAUAACAUGCUUGGAAAUUGAGGAAAUUUUCAAGAAUUUUGAGUUUACAAAUGAUGACGAUGCUGUGAAGGUCGCCUUGGCCGUCUUUAUUGAAACUGUGAUGGUCGGGAAGGAUAAGAAAACACAGUUUGACAUGGAUAUUUUGGAAAGAGUUGAUGAUGAAGAAGCAUUUAAAAGCUUCGAUUGGUCAACUUUCUUCUACACUCGUCUGCUCAACAGUUUAAAGACAAGUCUCCAAGGCAAAAAAGAAGCAUACGAGCUGAAGAAGACACGAAGUUCCAAAGCAGUGUCAUACUAUAACAUCAAAGGCUACGUGCUUGCUUUUCAGGUGUGGGCUUAUGAAGUACUCUCAACCGCAAAUGAGCACCUGGCCACAAGAAACAGUAAGGGAUUAAUCCCUAGGAUAUUGAGAUGGAAUUGUACACAAGCUCCAUCUUACAAAAUGCUGCAGAAUAACAUAUUCGACAACAAAAAUACUGUUGUUCAACCUAAACUCAAGAUGUCAACCCAAGAGAAGGCUUUCAUGGAGAGUCGAAUUCGAGGGGAUGAUAACAUGCAAAUGGAGGAGGAUGAAUCCAUUGGAGCAAUGAACAACAAAUCAUUGGAGCAAUCAGACUCAUCUCCACAAAGAGAACAACUGUCACCCCAAAGGGAACAAAGUCAAACAGUGGCUGAGGAGUCUGAAAUGCAUCCAAUCACCAAGAAGAAACAUUUCAGAUCAAAGAAGUCGAAUGACAAAGAAGAACGAAGUCAUUCAAAAUCCUACAAGAAACUGAAGAAGGAAAUAAAAGAAGUUCGUAAGGAUUUAUCCACACUGACUUCUAUAGUCUGUAGGAUGGAUGACACAAUCACAAAGCAGUCAUUGGAGCUGUAUGAAAUGAAGCAGAUGCUGGAGAGAUUGGUCCAGAAUCAAACUGAAAAUCAAGGGAAUGAUCAUACUGAUCAGAAUGACAAUGAGUAUGUUGUUCAAGAACAACAUACUCAUCAACAACCUACUGAAGAACAACAUACUGAACAUCAAGAGGAAACCCAAAUGGAACAUCAAGAGGAACGUGGUAGUGAUAUAAGCAUAGACGGUAGGGAUGCAGACUUGCUAAUGACUAUAAGAGAUAUAUCGGAUAGUCUAAGUCAUCAAAUUCAGAAAGAAUCAGACCUGCCACAGAUGAUUACUACCCUUCCAUUUGUGAGCCAACCUCUUGCACUUUGUGAAUUGGCUCCAAUGGAUCAAACUGUACAAAUUGUAAAUGAAGAAUCUCAACUGGAAACAACAAAAAAACAGGUUGAGAUGAAAAAAAAUGAUGAAGCAGUUACUUUGGUUGAAAAAGAACCAGUAACUGUGCCUGAUAAAGAUGUGGAAGAAAAACCAAUAAAGAGAAGAAAGCUAUGUAAAUAGCAAAUAAAGAGGUGCAACAUGAAGAUGAACAAGGUAAUCCACCCACAACAUCUGCUCAGAUCAUAUCAGUAUCUACAACACCUGUCCCAGAUGUGGAAAUCAGAGAAGUAGAUCCAUAUAAUCCGAUGUGGAAAGUGGAUCCAAAAUUAUGGAAGGAAUACUUGCAAUAAAAAGAUCAAGAAAAACAACCCAUGAACAAAGGAAAGUAGUCUCCACAACCAGAAAGAAGGACUUUUUCAGACAGCUUGAAGAAAACACAUGGGUACAUGGAGACACAUUGGAUUUGCUAUUAUCCCACUUGCAGAAUAAAAUGUUGCAUCUCAAGCACCAUUGCAAGCGUUCUUUUAGAAUAUUACAUUCCUCUUUUCUGAUUGGAAUCAAUAAACCAGACUGCAUUGUUUGGAACCAUAUUUUUGAUACUCAUCUGGUGACACCAGAUAAUACGAAAGCUGAAUGGACAGACCCAACGGCACACCUAACUAUAUGGACAGAAAAAGAUGUGGAAUACUAUUUCAACACUGCUGUUGGUGAUUACAACGGAAUACCAGGGUGGGGAGAUGUCAACUACGUGAUUACCUGCAUCAACAUAAAAGAACACUGGUUGGCUAUUGCAGCUGAUAUGAGAAAAUGCAGGAUCUACGUGUUCGACUCAAUGCCAAAUUAUGUUGAGCAGAAACUUGUUGAUGAAGCUCUUCAAAUGCCUGCACGAUGCAUCGCCUCACUCGCGAUUGCAAUUGGAGUCAACCUCCAUUCAGAUCGUUUCACAUAUGGCCCUUGGCCAAUACGCAGAUCGAAGGCCACAUUACAGAAAGGGCGUUCAUUGGAUUGUGGAAUUUUCUGUGCCAAAUUUGUUGAAUGCCUUGUAACUGCUAGUGACCUUGGUUGUCUAACUGUGCCAAACAUGAAACUGUUUAGACAACAAUAUGUGCUGGAACUUUGGGCCAAUAAAUACUUUUGCUAAAUAAAAAAAUAUAUAUUCGUUCUUGUACUUUUCA